This is a messenger RNA of Lachancea meyersii CBS 8951, 537 nucleotides long. The record is from the annotation of a GenBank genome assembly. Lineage: Eukaryota; Fungi; Ascomycota; Saccharomycetes; Saccharomycetales; Saccharomycetaceae.
AUGGACCCAUAUGCUCAGAAGCGAGACAAUCGUAAGAAGUUUCAGGACAAGGAGAAACUAAAACGUAGGCAUGCGACUCCGAGCGAUCGAAAAUAUCGUGCUUUGAAUAAGACGACGGAGCCAGAACUAGAAGUGCCAGAGCUGCAAGCUAAUCAUUACCGAUACCAUGAAGACCUCUCAAUGACUUACCAGCAAGACGAGGACUUCGAUGCGAAAGAGACCAACCGAAAACUGAAGCAGGUGCUCCAAACCCGCAAAAACAACACCUCGAUCGACGACUCGCAUUCAAGACCCGGUCACGUGACUCGAAGAGAUCUGGAUUCGAUGUCGGUUUCUGAUCUAAACCAAUUGCUAGGCCAAAGGAAAGACUCGAACUCGGUGCAAAUCGCUGACACGGAGGAGAUCGUAAGCGAAAAGCCUGAUCGUUUGGAACCAAAACGUGAAAUUGCUGGUAAACGGAAAGAACCCAACCAAUCACGUUCGACGAUCCCUGUUGAUCUAGAGACAGACCAAGACCUGUUGGACGAGCUGAUAUAG